Molecule: messenger RNA, 1629 nt
Organism: Pogona vitticeps (central bearded dragon)
Lineage: Eukaryota; Metazoa; Chordata; Lepidosauria; Squamata; Agamidae
Gene: IBA57
Product: iron-sulfur cluster assembly factor IBA57
Biological process (GO): iron-sulfur cluster assembly
Cellular component (GO): mitochondrial matrix
Molecular function (GO): protein binding
Source: RefSeq, a predicted model, not a curated record
AGGCUGAGGGGGGCCCCCCCCCGCAGCCCACGGUCACGUGGCGGCCGGGCGGCGGCGCCAGUCUGGAAAAGAAUGAAUGGAGAAAACGUUCCUGAACGGGCAGCGGCGAUUCGCAGAAGGGCGGAGGUCCUGCGACCAAUGAGAGGCGGAGUUCAAAGCCGCGGCCCCGCCUCCUCUGGUGUCUCGCGCGCCUGCGCACUCGGCCUGUCGUCCUUCUGCCACACACAAGAUGGUGACGGGCAGCUGGGCGCCUUCCCCCUUCUUCCCGCUCCUCCUGCGGCCGCCAUGCUGGUGAGGGCGAGCGCGGCUCUGCUGCGGCCCCGGCGGGCUCUCCUCUGCCGCUGGGGCGCCGCCGCCGGCAAGAGGGCGAGGAGGCUGAGCGGGGGAGCGGCCGGGGAGGCGGCCCUCCGCUGCUUCCCCCUCAACCGGGCGCUGCUCCGCCUGCAAGGCCCGGACGCCGAGGCCUUCCUCCAAGGCCUGCUGACCAAUGACGUGACGCGCCUGACGCCGGCCGGGGGCGGGGCUCCGCGCGCGCUCUACGCGCAUGCCCUCAACGUCCAAGGGAGGUGCCUCUAUGACGUCAUCCUGUACAGGAUUCACGAAAGCCCACAAGACGAGCCCCACAUCCUGUUGGAAUGUGAUGCCACCGCCCUAGACUCCCUACAGAAGCACUUGAAACUCUAUAAGAUCCGGAGGAAAGUAAACAUCGCCCUUUGCCCUGACCUCUCUUUAUGGGCUGUUAUUCCAAAGGAACCUUCGGGGGAUGUGGCCUGCAAGCUCCAGCAGCAUACUAGCGAAGCUGUGGUUGCAACGCCUGAUCCCAGAGUGGAAGUUAUGGGUUGGAGGCUGAUAACGGGCAAAGGUGCAGACCUGCAACGUAUUGUCCCUGGGAGCCAGAUUGGAAGCAUUAAAGAAUAUCAUAGACACAGGUAUAAACAAGGCAUCCCUGAAGGAGUUGAGGAUUUGCCUUCCGGAGUAGCCUUGCCUUUGGAAUCCAACCUGGCUUACCUGAACGGCAUUAGUUUCACCAAAGGCUGUUACAUUGGCCAAGAGUUAACGGCCAGAACCCACCACAUGGGUGUAAUCCGCAAGCGCCUCUUGCCGGUACGGCUUUCAGAUCCUGUGCCUUCCGAAGGAGUCCCCGAAGGUGCCGAGAUUCUGUCAGAGACAGGAAAGUCUGCUGGGAAGUACCGGGCUGGGAGAGGCGAAUGUGGGAUAGCGCUCCUGCGACUAGCUCACAUACACGAACCACUUCAUCUGAAGCUCUCGGGGGAUGCACGUAUAAGUCUCACGGCCUGCAUUCCAAAAUGGUGGCCGAAAUCGACUGAUAAAUAGUAACUUUGCGCUGAGCAUCGCAUCUACCUUACUGGCUGAAAAAUCCCGAUGAGCUCAGAGCUCAUCCACUCUUAGUGUCUGCUUUUCAUGAUCCGUCAGUUCAACCAAAGCAUGGAUUGUGCAGGAGAGAUUCCUGGUGGAUUAUACCAUUCCCCCCCCCAAUCAAUGAACAGUAAAGACUCAAGUGUGUGUAUUAAAGUGGCCUUCUUCCUGGAAAGUUCACUUGCACAGUGGAUUUGAUUUAAAUCGCUUUAAAUCACAUUAAAAGUUCAUUGUUGCUUGCUUUAAAAUGAA